UCAAAAAAAAAUUAAAAAGAUAGUUGUGUGUUAUGCUUGCUUUCUUCUUUUUCUUUUAAGAAAAAAAAAAUUCAUAUUAUCCAAUUUUAUAAAAGGGUUUAUAUAUGUCCAAACUCCAAUUCUCAUUCAUUUCUUCAUCAACAAGGGAAAAUUAAUAAGAUGAAGUCUUACAAUUCUUUACCUUUGGUUUUCCUUUUCUUUUCCUUCUUUCUUUUCCAUUAUUCCGCUGCAAGCAGCUCGGAUGUUCUCUAUCGUGCUUGCAAAGAUGCUGCAGAUGGCGACCCCAAUAUACACUACAAUUUUUGCGUGUCAUGUCUGGAAGAAAAUCCUAAGAGCCACAACGCUAGCCUCAAAGGAUUGUUCAAGAUCUCAAUCGGUCUAGCAAAAUCUAACGCGACGAGCAUCAAGUCCCUCGUUUCGAAACUCCUAACAAACAACAGCCUCAGUAAACAUGCCAAGAGUAGCUUGAAGACAUGCUCGGAGGUUUAUUCCGAGGCAAUUUCCGAUUUGAAAGAUGCUAUUGCAGCUUUCAAGUUGAAAGAUUACUCGACCACUAAUAUACGCAUAAGUGCCGCCAUGGAUGCUUCGGAUACUUGCGAAGAAGGUUUUAAGGAAGAAGGAGAUGUGUCUCCUUUGAAAAAGGAGGACAAUGAGUUCUUCGAAUUGACUGCAAUUGCUCUUGCUUUCCUCAGUAUGUUCCGUUCAUGAUAUAUGAGAAGUUUAUGAUUUUCCUAUGUUGUCACUAUUUUCCUUUUUAAUAAAUCAAAGUACUUCAUCAUGACAUUGGUGUACAUUAAUCAAACAGAUCUGUUUCU
Messenger RNA from Rubroshorea leprosula, 815 nucleotides. The record is from the annotation of a GenBank genome assembly. Lineage: Eukaryota; Viridiplantae; Streptophyta; Magnoliopsida; Malvales; Dipterocarpaceae.